Molecule: messenger RNA, 1013 nt
Organism: Pectinophora gossypiella (pink bollworm)
Lineage: Eukaryota; Metazoa; Arthropoda; Insecta; Lepidoptera; Gelechiidae
Exons: 2
Coding region: 61-1011 (316 amino acids)
Biological process (GO): regulation of transcription by RNA polymerase II
Cellular component (GO): transcription regulator complex; nucleus
Source: RefSeq, a predicted model, not a curated record
ACAGUGAUGCACUGCUAGAGGAGGAAGCUAGACGAGCGUAACGACAUUUUUUAUUUUACCAUGAGUGAGCAGGAUAUUGAUAUAGAUUUUCUCAUAUCCUUGGUCCAAGAAAGACCCAUUAUAUGGGAUAAAUCACACGAACAUUACAGUGAUAAAUUUCGUAAAGCGAAUGAAUGGGUAGCUGUUUGUAAAAAAAUAUUUCAAGAUUACGAGGAGUUUGAGGACCAAAAAAAGAACAAAAUUGGUAACGAGGUUGUGAAAAAAUGGAGAAGCGUGAAGGACAACUUUUUUCGAUACGUAAAAAAAAUAAAAGAAAACAGUUCGUCUGGAUCAGGGGCAAAACAAUUGAAGAAAUAUCAUUACUACAAUCAGUUGCUGUUUUUGAUGAAAGUUGCCCAAAAUAAAACUGAUAGUAGCCUUGAAAUGGUGUCUGAAGAAACGGAACGAAAUGAAAACACAGCAUCAUCUUCUCCAUUUCCUACAAAAGAAAUGUCCUCGUUACCCCCAGGUCCUUCUCGCUACGUGCCUGCAAGCCGUAAGAGAUCAAACCAAGCAAUAGAUGAUUUCGAGGCGCAAGCUUUAAAAGCGUUGCAAGAGAAAGAAAACCGCCACUUAUCAUUUUUCAAAGGAAUUUUGCCUUCUUUGGACAGCUUUACGGAAUUACAAACUUUGACAUUCCAAAGCAAAGUUAUAAAUAUCAUUACCGAAAUUCGGUUCGGGGAACAGACUCAAUCAACAACAUGGCAGUCACGCGGAUAUCAAACUGGACAACAGUAUCAAGCAACACCAUUGCAGUCACGCGGAUAUCAAACUGGACAACAGUAUCAAGCAACACCAUUGCAGUCACGCGGAUAUCAAACUGGACAACAUGCCCAGUCACCAUCGCCAUCAUCGUAUCGAACAGAUGAAUUCGAAGCUACCUACUCAACCAACACUACGAUUAAUAAUUUUACUGAUGAUAGUCAAGAAGAAGAUUAUAACUUUGUUUUGUUGCCUAAUAGUAAUACUUAAUA